CCAACCCCCGCCCUUUUUUGAAAUUUUUUUGGUGCACUUUGCACCGUUCUUUUGGAGGUUUGCUCAGUAGCACUUGUUGAUGUGGUUUAGCCAAAAUCUUGGCUAAACAACCCACCAACGCCAACCGACCAUAUCUUGUGGGCGUACGCCCCUGGAUUCGUAAUGCCAUCAAAGGGACAUUGGAACUGGACAGCCGAGAACAAACGAGUGUUUCCGAGUCCAAGAAGAUGAUUCUGGCUCAUCUUCCAUCUGUCUAGCUGCAAAAUGGUUCCUUUGCUUUGAAUAUCUUGAUUUGUGGGCUAUACAUUUGGUUGAAGUGCUUUGAUUAUCCCAAAAGUCUCAACAGGAAUAAAGAGAUCGACUUAAAGGUGAAAUUUCAUAUGCAAGGAAUCUAUCUGGCCUCUGAGGGCUGGAGAUUUUACUGAAUAGACAAGAUUAUUGAACGAAAAAGUCGUGAAACUUAUACUUGAGAAAAUGGUGAACAAGAGCCUGGGGAAAGAUAAGGAUGAGAUCAUAUUGGACCAGAGGCCUGCCUUCUUCAAGAUUUUUAAUCAACUUGUAGAGAAUAGACUGAAAAUUCCUCCGCAAUUUGUAAGGGAUGUUCUAAUAGGGAUACCUAAAAGAAUAAUCCUCGAGACUUCAUAUGGAAGCUGUUGGUCUGUUAAAGUAGUCAAGACUGACGAUGGUGAUGUCUUUCUGGGAGAUGAUUGGCAGAAAUUUGUGGAAGAUAACUUGCUGCAGGAACAUGAUUUUCUCCUCUUCCAUUAUGACCAUGGAGAUAGGUGCUUCACUGUUCAAAUUUUUGAUAAAAGUGGAGUGGAGAGAACAAAUCAAGAAGUUGCAAACUCAGGUACCAAAAACUUGGAUCAGCACACUACCCAUGUUCAACCAAGAGAGAAGAGUCAGAGUAGAGAAGAAGGUGCUACAUUGCAGGAAUUCUGCUCUCAGCAUCCUUUUUUUGAGACAAACAUCAAACGUUACAACGUUAAUCCUCCUUUUUUAAUGAUCAUACCCAAGUCAUUUGCAGAGAAACACUUCCAAAAGGCCAAGACAAAAAUCACGCUGAAAAAUAUAGAAGGUAAAGAAUGGGAAGUGAAUUAUACAAUUAACGGCGGAAACUUUGUUUUUGUGGGAGGAUGGACCAGAUUUGUGCGCGAUAAUAAGCUGAAGAUUGGCAAUGUCUGCAUAUUUGAACUUAUUGGUGAAAAGGUGCUCCAGGUCCAUAUUUCUGAUGAUUAGAAACAAGCAACUUUGAAGUAUGGCUAGCUGGAAUAAGGAGUUGGUUUAGUGUUGUUGGAAGUAGCUGAAGUGGUGGAGUUGCACGUUCAAGCUACUGCAGAUCAGAGAACUUCAGUUGAUCAACCAUGCCCUCUCAGCUGAGCUCAUGUGCUAGUGGAUAUAUAGCAGCAAUUCAUUGGAAUAUUUGUAGCUUUCUUAUUAGUCUAGCUAGAAGGAAGUUAGAACAAUGUGCAGAGCCAAUGAGCUCAUUCUUUAGGCAUUUUGCUUGUAAUCAGAUUUGCUGAAAACAUGAUAUUAGCACUCUGAGCUUUCUUGUUUUACUUUCCCUCAAAGUUUUUAUUUACUCUGCCAAUACACCUGUUCUUCCAUCACAA
Molecule: messenger RNA, 1613 nt
Organism: Coffea arabica (coffee)
Lineage: Eukaryota; Viridiplantae; Streptophyta; Magnoliopsida; Gentianales; Rubiaceae
Product: B3 domain-containing protein At5g18090-like
Molecular function (GO): DNA binding
Source: RefSeq, a predicted model, not a curated record